Messenger RNA from Oncorhynchus gorbuscha (pink salmon), 7125 nucleotides. RefSeq names its product ankyrin repeat and SAM domain-containing protein 1A-like. Gene Ontology annotation, molecular function: protein binding. Bases 239 to 3826 code for a protein of 1195 amino acids. Lineage: Eukaryota; Metazoa; Chordata; Actinopteri; Salmoniformes; Salmonidae. The record is from RefSeq and is a predicted model, not a curated record. The transcript is spliced from 26 exons. Gene Ontology annotation, cellular component: cytosol.
UUCAUUUGGCUCUGUGGUGCUUAACUAAAGUUUUCCCCGGAGUCACAGUGGGGGAUUAGACAUUCUGUGAAAUUGUAACGCUGGAGAGACUGAUCCAGCGGAGGAGGGAACCAUCGUUUUCUUCGGCGUUGAAAGAACAAGUACGUCUGUGAGAUUAGUAGAGGACCGCAAAGGAUUUUUUUCUCCCGCUUUCCAACCCCCUCCUUCCCAAAUCCUCCGACCCCCUUCUCGAUCCGAGAUGGGGAAGGAGCAGGAACUCCUAGAGGCGGCGCGCACAGGAAAUCUUGCCGCCGUGGAAAAGCUGCUAUCUGGGAAACGACAAUCGACUGGAAGUGGAAGUGGAUCAUCGGGGACUGGUGGAGGCAGCAAUAGCAGUGGUCACAAUGCUUCGCACCCGCUUUCCAGCCUUCUCAGUAUCUGGAGGGGUCCUAAUGUGAACUGUGUGGACAGCACUGGAUACACUCCUCUACACCAUGCAGCCCUAAACGGACACAGUGAAGUUGUGGAGUCACUGUUGCGUAACGAGGCCUUGACCAACAUCGCCGACAAUAAGGGCUGCUACCCCCUGCACCUGGCCGCAUGGAAGGGGGACCAACGGAUCGUCAGGCUGCUCAUUCACCAAGGCCCCUCACACCCCAAACUCAACGAGCAGAGCUCCUCUGUAGAGCACAAAGAGUUGAAACGCUGUGGGCCCUUUGACCUGCAUAUUAAUGCCAAGAACAACGACAACGAGACCCCUCUCCACUGUGCCGCCCAGUACGGCCACACCCAGGUGGUGCGUCUGCUGCUGGAGGAGCUGACCGACCCCACCAUGAGGAACAACAAGUUUGAGACGCCGCUGGACCUGGCGGCGCUCUACGGCCGGCUGGAGGUGGUCAAGCUGCUGCUCACCGCCCACCCCAACCUGCUCAGCUGCAACACCAAGAAACACACACCGCUGCACCUGGCGUCACGCAACGGACACCUGGCCGUGGUGGAGGUGCUGCUGGACGCUGGCAUGGACAUCAACUAUGAGACGGAGAAGGGCAGUGCCCUCCAUGAAGCGGCACUCUUUGGGAAAACCGAUGUGGUGCAGAAACUUCUGAGGGAAGGGGUUAAUGUCAACAUGGUGGACAACAAGGGCCUGACUGCGCUGGACACUGUCAGAGAGAUGCCCUCUCAGACGAGCCGGCAGAUAGCAGCUCUAAUUCUGGGUCAUAUGUCAGGAAAUCCCCCUGUUUUGGACUUGCCUCCUCCCCCUCUCCCUCCACCUAAUGAGAGCCCUAGUCCGAGGAAAAAAGGUGAGAUGGAGGUGGUGAGUGCACUGCUCUCGGGGCUGGCCCCGGGGCCUGAGGAAGAGAGCCCGUAUGAGGCUCUCUUUGAGGCCACCUCCUGUCACUCUCUAGACAGCCUGGCUAGCGGGAAGUCCUCCGACAGGGACUCUGGACGGCCUGACAGUGAAGCCGGAAAGAAAGACCGGCUGGCUCACCAAGCCCAACCUGCCCCAGGCCAUGUGGAGGAGCUUAGCUCAGAGGCCCUAUUCACUAACAGCAGCAUCGAUGAGAGGGGGGAGACUGAGGAGGAGGAUCACACGUAUGAACUGCUGCUGUCUGCCCAGACCAAAGUCCCCCAGUCCGCACUGGACCCCCCAUCCCAGAAAGAUGGGAACACUACAGUCAAACAGUCUUCCAACAGUCUCCUACCUCAGCAGCAGAAGCCCACUGCCCCUAGUGACCUCAGACCACCAGGCGAAACGGACAACACUCUGAAGCUCCCCGGACCUUCUGUGGUUGGGCCUGGACGGACGGGACUCCGCUCCACUGGCGAUAACUCCCUACUCGGCCAGGACCUAGUUGCAGUACCUGAAGUGUUCACAGGCCUCUUGCACGGCUCCUCGCCUGUCUUUGACUGUCAGGUGGAGCCCCUCAGCAGGCUGCCAGGUGGGGUACUGACACAGUCCAGCCAAGGCCAACAGCCGGCGCCAGCUCCAACGGUACCCACCAAAACAACAGAAGCUCCGCCUCUGCCUCCUCCAAACAUCAACAUGGCUUCCAUCGUGACAGACUGUGACCCCAAAGCCAUCUAUGCCACAGUGUCUAAGGGGGUGCCCAGGGACAGAGACAGAGACAGGAUGAGAGACUUUGGGUCUGGGGCUGUGCCUGCUGGCAGGAUGCGUCCCCCUGGGGACCUGAAGCUGGCCCGCAGCCUCUCCAAAUCGGACUCGGACCUGCUGGUAUCGCCGCCUAGCGAGGAGGAGGGAGGGCUGGGCAGCCGGAGUGAGUCCGUCUCCAACUGCAGCGCAACCAAGAAGCGGCUGGAGAAGUCGCCCUCUUUCGCCUCUGAAUGGGACGAGCAGAUGCCUCCCACACUACCUCCUCGGAGAUCUCAGUCCUCUGAAAGUAUUGAGAAGAUCAUGACACUGAUUGGCGCAGGCAUCGAUUUCUCCAGAGACCAGCAGUACGCUACCCCAGGUGGGGCGGCUGGGCGGCUGCUGGAUCAGCCCGUGGGAGACUGGCUGGAACACGUGGGGCUGCCGCAGUAUGAGAGCAAGCUGCUGCUCAACGGCUUCGACGACCUGCACUACAUGGGCAGUAAUGUGAUGGAGGAACAGGACCUGAGGGAGAUAGGCAUCACUGACCCAGGACAUCGAAGGAAGAUCCUGCAUGCAGCUCGGUCCCUGCCAAAAGUGAAGGCCCUGGGCUGUGACGGAAGCAUCUCUCUCUCCUCCUGGCUGGACCUCCUGGGCCUGCAGGAGUACCUCCACAACUUCCUGUCCAGCGGAUACCGCAGCCUCGACUGUGUCAAGAACCUGUGGGAACUGGAGAUUGUCAACGUACUGAAAAUCACCCUGCUGGGACACCGAAAACGCAUCAUCGCCUCGCUGGCAGAACGGCCCUAUGAGGAACCUCCUGUCAAGCCCCCCCGCCUGUCCCAGAUCAGGUGUCAGGACCUGGUAUCCCAGACCUCCUCUCCCAUCAGUCACAUGGACUCCUACGCGGGUCAUUCCAUGGACCCCCUCCUGCCGUUGGGGGAGCCUGGGAGGAGGAAGGGGCCUGACCCAGCUUACGAUGUGGACCCCCACCGGCCCCGCAGUGGAAGACACCGCUCACAUGAGAGGUAUGAGGAGCGGCAUCGGGAGCCUCGUCUGACCCUGCGACCCCCCAGCCUGGCAGCACCUUACACCCCUGUACAGAACUGGCACCACCAGCCUGAGAAGCUCAUCUUCGAGUCCUGUGACUAUGAAGCCAAUUAUCUGGGAUCUAUGCUCAUCAAGGAGCUACGUGGGACAGAGUCCACCCAGGACGCCUGUGCCAAAAUGAGGAGGUCGACAGAGCAGAUGAGGAAGGUCCCCACCAUCGUCCUCUCCAUCACAUACAAAGGGGUGAAGUUCAUUGACGCAGCCAAUAAGAACAUCAUAGCUGAGCAUGAGAUCCGGAACAUCUCGUGUGCGGCCCAGGACCCAGAGGAUCUGUGCACAUUUGCCUACAUCACCAAGGACCUGCAGACCAACCACCACUACUGCCAUGUGUUCAGCACAGUGGACGUGAACCUGACCUAUGAGAUUAUCCUGACGCUGGGACAAGCUUUUGAGGUGGCCUAUCAGCUGGCUCUCCAGGCCCAGAGGACCAAACAGCACCAGGUCAUCCCAGCAGGACCUGGGACAGAGGUCAUCGAGACCAAAUCCAGCCGGCCCGUUCCUAAACCACGGGGCAGCGUAAGAAAAUUAGGGGUGGACCCGUUGGAGCUGGUGGGGGACUCCCAGUCCCAGGGCAGUGCCACGUGGCUGGUGGACCCCGUUCCCAAGGACUCUAAGAGGACCAUCAGCACUAAGCGACGGCCACUGUGAGAUGCUCUUGAAGAACUUUCCCUCCUUGUUUUCUGAACAAUAAUCUCCUGACUCCAGUGCUCAGAAAAAAAAUAUAUGAUUCUCUACAGCCAAGGAUCGACUACCUGGAUGAACAUUGUUUUCUAGAAGAAUCUGUAAGAGACCGGCUGCUCCAUUGUUCUAACUCUACACACAUUAGUAGGAACAUUGCCUGUUUCCCUGCAAGGGGAUGGAUGACAACCUUGUUGCACAGGACUAAACUCUAAACUCAUUCCCCCUGGGAUUGGUCCAUUUGGGUUAACAGGGGGAAGGGCACGUACAUGCGUAUCCUGUCAGACUUAUUUACAUUCUUUGUGUCGGUUUACCGGAAACUGUCUGGGAAAACUGGCCCUCUGUGUCAGGCUGCCAAAGGAGGCUAGGGCCCAGCACUGUGAUAGGAGAUCUCUAUUGGGAACUAAUGGGGCCUUUUGUUAGGGAACAACAGUGCGCAGGAUAGGACACAGAGGCUCACACAGAAUAUAGUGUCCUACAUAGAGGUGCUCACUGUUAUAGACAGACAGCCUAGUGGGACAUCUAUUUGAGCAUGCCUUUCUCUGUUUAUGACUGGGAUGACUUUGAUUUAAUAUCUAGUGCAAUCCUAAUUUGGAGUGUCAUGAGCACUUUUUGUGAAUGCUUGGACGCUGGGGAAAUAUUGUGUGCAUCCAAGAUGAUAUGAAGAGGAAUUGAAUUGACUGUUCAUUUAAUAGAGUAAGAACCAAAGAGAUGCCGAAAUGCGUGAAUUCUGCUCUAGCCACCCGUAAUAGACCUGGGUGAGGGUCUUAGGGUAAUAACUCAGCCUAGCUGGUACAUCAGUCAAUAUAGAGCUGAUUAGUGCCAGUAACCUUAAUGACGAGGAAGAGAGCUCAUUAAAUCUCUGUGGAGAGGAGAGGUUAUAUGAAGUACGUAAAAAAAAAUAUAUAUAUAUAUAUACCAUUGUUCACAAUCCAAGCAUGUCUUAAUGGACUGAAAGAGGAAGGCAUUAGGUUGGCAAGGCACUGAUUCUACAUAUAGACAUAAUACAAGUACAUUACUUACUGUUGCUGUGCUAGGUUCAGCUCAUUAAGUGUUCAAAUCACUGUUCACAUCCAUCUAAAAUUCAAACUCAUUGCCAUAUUCCAAAUAGUAUUAAGACCCAAUCAACCCACUGUUGAAACUUAAACCCAGCGGAAUGGGGGACUUUCCUUUCCUUCUUUUCCUUUUCAGAGCUCUUGAUGUUCAUGUUGUCAUUAAUGGAUGUCUGUCUGUUUGAUUUAGAAUCCACCCUGCCUCAGUCAAUAUUCAGAGUGCUAACAUUGAAGAGGCAGUUGAUCAUUAUCUAGAAAAAUCCAUCAUUUUUAUAUCUCCUCCGUUUAGUUUUCAGUUGGCUCCGUCAUGUUUUUACAUUAUUUUAACCCCAGUGCUGUGUUGGUGUGUAUCUCCCUUCCAUGUAGCUGACUACCAUGACCAGACACCCAGCCAGAGUGAGAGGUCAGGGGUGCCCAGACCAAUGGUAUUUUGUUGUGGGGCAGGAUGCCCUUUUGGAACCAAGAGAAAGGUCAGGCCCACUUUCCAUGCACCCCUCCACCCACUGGGGGUCGUGCUUGCAUACACCAGGAAGGCCCUACCUGCUCUCUGCCGCCCCCGGCCCUCUCCUCAUCCUCCACUUCUUCAGCUCCAGGGGUCAGCGCUGUAGCUCUGUAGCAGACAGACAGGAAGUCCGCUAUUGGCUUCUUCCACCCUGUCCUGUCCUUUGACCACUGUGACUGACUGCCCCCAGGCAGUAAACCGAAUCAACCAACACCCUCGCUGCGUCCACUUACAUAUACUGAACAAUGGACUCGAUAUGUCAAAACUUGGUCAGUUAACUAGAGCUCACAAAGGUGGGUGUUUGUUUGGUACGUGUCCCUCUUUCAUUGUGAAACACUCAACUUCAACAUCCCUCAUCUGUUUUUGGUACAAAUGAAACAUGUUUAUCCUUUACAGGCCUGUGAAUGCUGCUCAGACAGACAGGGUAUUCUAUUUAUGGGUACGAGAGGGACAAGUUCCCAGUUGUUUUUUGACAGACAUUUUGUGACUUGUUUAUCCAUUCCAUGAGAGGUGAAGAUGGUUGCCUCAAACAACUCCUCCUCAGAGAGGCCUUUCCCAUACACUUAAAUGUGUCUUCACUGAGGGCUACGCUAAGCUACUCUUUACUCUGACAGUGAUAGUAAUCAACAUAAAUUAUAGAUUUUUGAGCAGAGAAAAUUGAGAUCCUACCUGACUAUCUCAAUGCAAUGCCUAUGGGAAAUGAGAGACACAUUUGGGAAGAAUUGGGUAAAAUGAUUACAAUGUGAAAUGCAGCAGUACACUCACAAGGCUCUCUCUUGUCCAUCCAUCCAAGCACCAGGUCAGCGACAUCAAAGCAUCUCUUCUUUAUUUUAAUUUCCUCUAUCAUAACAUACAGAACUGUGAUAAAUAAUGGAAUAGUUUGCGGGAGGAAUUUUGGACGGCUGUUAAACUGACACUACAGAUCAUAUUUAAACAGGGUGAAUGGCUUUUAUUUGAUAAAAAUAAUAAUAAUAAUGUAUUGUCUUUUUGUACGUUUUAACUGUCCUGAUGCUGGAUACUAUAUGACCAGGCUGGUGUUGGGAGGUAGUCCUACUAAUUGCAUUUUAUUCCCCCUAACUUUAUUUCUGAAUUAAUUUUGAACUAGUCAACCCACAAAACCAGUAAUGUAAGAUUUUAGGUACAAUAAUGUAACAAGCAUUUUCUCCCCAUACGCUAUCUCUCCUGGUACUCUGUGGGCAGCUAGUGAUGAACCUCUGUUGGUAUGUUGACUAGUUAUGGUACACUCAAUAUGGUACACUGGCUUCAACUGGUUGAUAGCACCUGCAGCCAUCAACCUGGUCCCAUCUUCGCGUUUGCACAUUUACUAAGGAUCAUUGGUAGUACAAUGUGACUAUUCUGAUGAUAUUGAUGAUGAGAACAAUAUUGGAUUGUAAAUUAAUCUCUAGCAGUCUGUAUUUUGAUACUUGAAUGAUUUUGCUUUUAUAGAUAUCUAUAUAUAUAUAUAUAUCUAUAUAUAUAUAUAUGUAUGUAUGUAAUUCUUUGCCACAUUUGUUGUAAAGAGAAAAAGGACUGUGUCUUAUAAAGUUCAACAUAUCAUGAUACCCAACGAUUGAAAACAAACAGAGAAAGAACUUGGAGCGACCGCACUAAAGAAACAAAGAAAAAGAUUGUAAAUAAUCUUGGGCUUCCAGUCUUUUUAUGAUUAUUAUUUUUCAUAAUUGUACAACUAAUAAAUGAAGAAAUGAUGAACCAGA